AUGCGCAUCUAUCUUCUACCCAUCUCCACGCGGCGGACGCUGCUCUAUUGCCAGAAGCUGGAGACAAAGACCGCGGACAGCAAGAGCUAUGUUGACAAGGCGACUGCGAAAGCUGCGAAGCUCUGGGCAGGAUGGGAGAAGAAGGAGAGUGGCUGGCAGAAGACCAUAGUGAACUACGGGAACAAAGCCCUCCAGCGGAUACCAUACGAGGAAUGGGGGUUGAAGUCGGUCCCUCCUCUGUCCAAGCGGAGGCAAGAGGAGGAGGCGCAUGGGCUGGAGAAGGUCGAGGUCGUCUAUCCCAAGUCUGCGAUACCCACCACCAAGGCCUUAAGCGUCCUCCAGACCCUGGCCACGGAGCGGCAAACACUACACAAGCAGAGGUUGACUUGGUGCAUCGUGGGUAUGCCCAUCAGCGCUCCAUUCGCCCUGGUCCCUGUAAUACCUAACCUGCCAUUCUUCUAUCUGGUCUACCGUGCCUGGUCACAUUGGCGCGCAUUGGCUGGAGGAAAGCACAUACAGUGGCUAUCUGAGAACAACCUCCUCUCCUUGGCACCAUCACCUAUCUUGGACAAGAUUUAUCCUACACUUUUGUCCACGUCUACAUUGUCAAAAGCAAACCCCCAGUCCAGCGAGGCGCCCGAGAUCGAUUCGCGCGCAUCUGGCCAAGAAAUACCCGAGGAGCAAGAGAAGAUGCUAUUGACACAAGAGAAUGGCCGCCAGUUAUUUAAGGAGCUGGAUAUACCAGAGCUUGAGGUCGAAGUGGAACGCGCCAUCUGGCAGGUUGAGCAUGCUCUUCACAAAGAGCACAGUCAGGCCCAUCCUGUGCCAAAUCCUGGUCCUACGGCUAAGAAUAACGAGAGGAAGGAUCAAUAA
This is a messenger RNA of Truncatella angustata, 873 nucleotides long. Its product is annotated as mitochondrial K+-H+ exchange-related-domain-containing protein. Gene Ontology annotation, biological process: potassium ion transport; proton transmembrane transport. The record is from RefSeq and is a predicted model, not a curated record. The transcript is spliced from 2 exons. Lineage: Eukaryota; Fungi; Ascomycota; Sordariomycetes; Amphisphaeriales; Sporocadaceae. Gene Ontology annotation, cellular component: mitochondrial inner membrane. The coding region runs from base 1 to 873 and encodes 290 amino acids.